Messenger RNA from Gaeumannomyces tritici R3-111a-1, 1983 nucleotides. RefSeq names its product 50S ribosomal protein L2. Bases 191 to 1495 code for a protein of 434 amino acids. Gene Ontology annotation, biological process: cytoplasmic translation. Gene Ontology annotation, molecular function: structural constituent of ribosome; transferase activity; RNA binding. Gene Ontology annotation, cellular component: ribosome; large ribosomal subunit. Lineage: Eukaryota; Fungi; Ascomycota; Sordariomycetes; Magnaporthales; Magnaporthaceae. The record is from RefSeq and is a predicted model, not a curated record. The transcript has 3 exons.
GCCUUGCGCAGCCGUGAGAAAGCUUCGCUAUCAAAUUAUGCCAUCACGACCUGCCAUGGCUGGUCAAACGAUACUUUAGACGAAUCGCUGUCUGGCAAUGCGGCGGGCCCAACGCACCUUGAAUUUGAAUCCUGCUGGCGAGACGGCGGAUUUUGUGCUGUAAAUGUCGCCAUCAUCGAACCGGUCCUGAAUGGGUGAAAAAAAAUAUUGCGCUUCCUCGAUCCCGCCGUCCGCCAACCCGCCUCCUCACCACCACUACCUUCACACCACUGAUACUGCCACCACCACCACCACCCCCACUAUCGCAGCCCGGUGCGUGGCCACCAUGCUCCAGCCACGAUUGAGACCCAUGGCACUGGCCGGCGGCGCCCUAUCUGCCGCCUGCCGGGCUGUCAUGGGGCAGAGCUUUCGGAGAGGGUACGCAACCCCCGCGGUACAGUCGACACCGGGCACCCCCGCCGUCGGCGCCCCUAGUGGCAGCGGCCUCGCAACGGUCUUCAAGGACAGGGGAAACGAGACGGCCACGGUCCUCAUGCGCACCUACAAGCCGCGCACACCAGGUAUGCGCCACCUGAAGCGGCCCAUCAACGACCACAUCUGGAAGGGCCGCCCCAUCUGGUCAUUGACAUUCCCCAAGAAGGGCAUGGCCAAGGGCGGUCGCAACAACCAGGGGAGGAUUACGGUGCGACACCGAGGCGGUGGUGUCAAGCGACGCAUCCGCAUGGUAGACUUUGAGAGGCGCGAACCCGGCCCGCACACGGUCGACCGCAUCGAGUACGACCCCGGCCGCAGCGCGCACAUUGCCCUGCUGGUGAACCAGGCCACUCAGAAGAAGUCGUACAUUGUCGCUGCCGAGGGCAUGCGCGCCGGAGACGUGGUACAGAGCUAUCGUGCCGGUAUCCCCCAGGACCUCCUAGAGAGCAUGGGUGGCGUGAUCGAUCCGGGUAUCUUGGCUGCCAAGACGGCCUUUCGCGGAAACUGCCUGCCCGUCCACCUUAUUCCUGUGCAGACCAUGAUCUACAACGUCGGCUCUACCAAGGACAGAGGCGCCGUCUUCUGCCGGAGCGCCGGCACAUAUGCCAUUAUCGUGUCCAAGGACGAGGAGACUAGGGCUGACGGCAGCAAGAUCAUGACGGGUAAAUACGUUACGGUCCGCCUGCAGAGCGGCGAGGUCCGGAGGAUCAGCAAAGAUGCCUGCGCCACUAUCGGCCAGGCUAGCAAUAUCAUGCACCAGUACCAACAGCUAGGCAAGGCCGGUCGAAGCCGUUGGCUAAACAUCCGGCCGACGGUGCGCGGUGUCGCCAUGAACUCCAACGACCAUCCCCACGGUGGUGGCCGUGGUAAAUCCAAGGGUCGCCGCCACCCGACCAGCCCAUGGGGCACACCUGCCAAAGGUGGUUUCAAGACAAGAAGAAAGUCCAACAUCAACAAAUGGGUUGUGGUGCCCCGCGUCAGGAACCAAGGCAAGAGGCGGAACAAGUCGUCGCGAGACUAGACGACGGAACGACAGCGCACUGGGGUGCACGGUACUGAAUCCUCUCCAGUUCGGAGGGACAUGUACAGGCACUCCAGUCAUUUCUAUCCAUACCACACCUCGUUGUACCAUAUCGCAGCAACUUUUGUUAAAUAUCGGGCAACCCCAGCGCCCUAGUACGGCCGCUGUGGUCAGCAGCCUGUCAAUAUUAUAUGGGCUAGGGUAUAUGACGUAUAUUAAGGCUCAUUUCUGUCACCCUGUGUCACCGCGUUGCUUUCAUUUCCGCGCCUCCUUUUUCUGAUGUCCAGCCUGGAAGGGCAAGGAGGCAUGUUGCAAUGUGUAUUAGGGGUCAGCUUGCUCUGAUGGAAUGGUAUUCACGUGAUGUAUCAUCAUGUCCUUGGCGGCUCCAGGGUUGAGGCACCUCUAUAUUGUACAUGCCUACUUUACUGAUAUAGGCAUUAAAUAUUUAAUCAUACUGAAAACAGUUCCAAUAUGAAUUUGCAAGAUUU